AUGGAGGCCCUGGAGGAUGCCGACUUCCACAACAAGCCCAUGGUACUCCUGGUGGGCCAAUACAGUACGGGGAAGACCACCUUCAUCCGACACCUCAUGGAGCAAGACUUCCCCGGUAUGAGGAUCGGCCCCGAGCCCACCACAGACUCCUUCAUCGCCGUCAUGCACGGCCCCAUGGAGGGGAUCCUACCCGGGAACGCGCUCGUGGUGGACCCCAAGAAACCCUUCAGGAAGCUCAGCGCCUUCGGAAACGCCUUCCUCAACAGGUUCAUGUGUGCACAAUUGCCUAAUCCUGUCCUAGAGAGCAUUAGCAUUAUAGACACUCCAGGCAUAUUGUCUGGGGAGAAGCAGCGGAUCAGCCGAGGCUAUGACUUCGCUGCAGUCCUAGAGUGGUUCGCAGAACGCGUCGACCGUAUCAUUCUGCUCUUUGAUGCCCACAAGCUGGAUAUAUCCGAUGAGUUUUCUGAAGUUAUUAAAGCACUCAAAAACCAUGAAGAUAAAAUCCGUGUUGUGCUUAACAAGGCAGAUCAAAUUGAAACCCAGCAGCUUAUGAGAGUAUAUGGAGCCCUCAUGUGGUCAUUGGGCAAGAUCAUCAACACUCCAGAGGUGGUGCGUGUGUAUAUUGGUUCAUUCUGGUCCCAUCCACUGCUCAUACCAGACAAUCGUAAACUGUUUGAAGCAGAGGAACAAGACUUGUUCAAGGACAUUCAAUCACUGCCAAGGAAUGCUGCUCUUCGCAAGCUAAAUUACCUCAUUAAAAGAGCUAGGCUGGCCAAGGUUCAUGCCUAUAUUAUUAGUGCAUUAAAAAAAGAAAUGCCAAAUGUAUUUGGGAAAGACAAUAAAAAGAAAGAGCUUAUUGGCAACCUGGCUGAAAUCUACGUGAAAAUUGAAAAGGAACAUCAGAUCUCUCCCGGAGAUUUUCCAAAUCUUAAGAAAAUGCAGGAAGUUCUAAUGACACAGGAUUUCACCAAGUUCCAGUCCUUAAAGCCAAAAUUGCUGGACAAUGUAGAUGACAUGUUGGCCAAUGACAUUGCACGGCUUAUGGUCAUGGUUCGGCAGGAAGAAUCCCAAAUGCCAAUCCCGGUCGUUAAAGGUGGGGCAUUUGAAGGAACCAUGAAUGGUCCAUUUGGCCAUGGCUAUGGUGAGGGAGCUGGAGAAGGAAUCGAUGACCUAGAGUGGGUAGUAGCCAAAGAUAAACCAACGUAUGAUGAAAUCUUCUACACACUUUCACCUGUCAAUGGAAAGAUCACUGGAGCCAGUGCCAAGAAGGAAAUGGUGAGGUCCAAACUCCCCAACACAGUGCUAGGCAAAAUCUGGAAGUUGGCAGAUGUGGACCACGAUGGGCUUCUUGAUGAUGAAGAAUUUGCCUUGGCAAAUCACUUAAUAAAAGUAAAGCUAGAAGGGCAUGAAUUACCAACUGAUCUACCUUUACAUUUAGUUCCACCUUCAAAACGUAAAGGGGAAUAAACACUGUUCUGCCUUUACUUUCUCCUCACCUACAGUCUUCCACACGUAUCUUCUUGAACGCUUCCCUCACAAAGAACUCAAGCAUUGGGAGGGGGAAGUCUGGAACUUGAAUAUAAUCUAACACAGCUUUAAUAAAAUGAAUUAAACCGGAAAAAAAAAAAAAAAA
Messenger RNA from Rana temporaria (common frog), 1633 nucleotides. RefSeq names its product EH domain-containing protein 1. Gene Ontology annotation, molecular function: calcium ion binding; protein binding; GTP binding. Gene Ontology annotation, biological process: clathrin-dependent synaptic vesicle endocytosis; endosomal transport. The transcript has a single exon. Lineage: Eukaryota; Metazoa; Chordata; Amphibia; Anura; Ranidae. Gene Ontology annotation, cellular component: plasma membrane; intracellular vesicle; clathrin-coated pit. The record is from RefSeq and is a predicted model, not a curated record. Bases 1 to 1467 code for a protein of 488 amino acids.